AUGAGGUUGCCGUGGAAAACGGGGAGGCGAAUUGGCACCGUGACAUGCGUCGUGCUGGUUGCAGAGCGACAGAAUGAGUGUGUGAAGCAGCAGAAAACUCGCCGCAAAGAGAAAACGAAAGUCACGCAGCGCAUGCUCAACUGCGUGUCAAACUACGAACGAGGCUCACUGUGGAAGAGAUGGGUGAAGACUGAGGAACACAGAAACGCCUUACCUAGAGAUAUAUACCGGCACCUGGUGGCAUUCGACAUCACGGAGUUAGACGUGGAGAUCAGGAAAGACAUCCACCGCACGUUCCCGCAGCACACCGUGUUCAGAGACGCUAAAUACGCGCAAGAUGCGUUGUUCAACGUCUUGAAGGCGUAUGCGCUCUACAACCCGGACGUCGGUUACUGCCAGGGAAUGUCGUUCAUCGCCGGAAUGCUUGUGCUCUACAUGAACGAGGAGGAUGCCUUCUUCACCAUGGUGGGAGUCAUGGAGAAAAACGACGCCAAGAGGCUAUUCCUGCCACAAAUGCCGCUACUCGUCAGGUACUGCUCCGUCCUGGACGACUACGUCAGGCGCAAAAUGCGCAAGCUCUACCGCCACUUGCGGACACAGGACAUCGACACCGCCAUCAUCGCGACGCAGUGGUUCCUGACCAUGUUCACGUACAGCUUCACCCUCGACGCGGCAGCGCUGCUGUGGGACGUGAUACUCGCCAGGGACGGCAACUUCGUAGUGCCCAUCGCCAUCGUCAUACUCAAGCUGCUGGAGGUAGGCGCAGACUAA
Messenger RNA from Babesia bigemina, 771 nucleotides. RefSeq names its product TBC domain containing protein, putative. Bases 1 to 771 code for a protein of 256 amino acids. The transcript is spliced from 3 exons. The record is from RefSeq and is a predicted model, not a curated record. NCBI's taxonomy places the organism in Eukaryota, Apicomplexa, Aconoidasida, Piroplasmida, Babesiidae.